CCAAAUUACCCCUUUAUAAGUUAAAAUUACUAAAUUAACCCCAACUAUACAUCUAAUUUUUCUUUCACCAUUCAAUUGUCCUUCCGGCUUUCCCUUUCCUCCUGUUAGAUAGAGAAAGUGCGAAAUUGUAAAGGAGAAAAAGAUGCUACCACAUCAAUGGACUCCACCUUGUGGAAGUCAGUGCACCCACAAAUACGCUGCUCUAACUCAAAUUCCAUGGAGAGUAUUUUGCAAAAAAGGUUGUGAUGCAGAUGGAGAAACAUGGGAAGAAUGUUUGUCAGAGUGCAAUGAAAUAUGCUACAAGGAUCCUGUCUUCAAGGACCAGCAGUGGAGUGCUUAUAUUGACCGGUCUCCUGGAGCUGCCAGAUACUCUGAGGAAUGCUUCCAUGCCUGUGUAGCUGGUUGUGGUUACAGGUUUGAAAUUGAAGCAGAGAAAGUCGAUCAGAUUCGUCCAAACAGGCCAUGCAAGCUUCCUCCCCCACCCCCAGCUCAGAAGCCACCUCCAGUAGCUACUAAACCAGGCGAACCUACUCAAGACGUACCUUGCACUUCUGCAUAGUGAGGGUAAAAUUAGGUAGAAGCGGAAAAUAAUAGAUGCCGUAUCAUAUCAAUUUUGUUAGCUAUCUUUUAUAGUCUUAGGGCCUUUUAAUUUGUGGCCCUCAUUGGGUUACUGAAGCUUCAUGGCGCAGUAGUGACGUCGCCGGGUAUUCUGGAUUUUGAUAGCGUCCUUGGAUAACUGAAUUGUACAAUCAGCAUAGGCAGGCUUCAGAAAGUAUAGAGCAUAGUUUCAAAAAUGUACCCUGACUGGUUCUGUUAUUUCGAUCAUAUAGGUAAAACUUUUUCAUGGUGGCCUUAGCAGUUGUGAUUUAGAAUUGCUUUAACAAUCAAUCAAAUGUACACCCGUUUGUUCUAUUA
Messenger RNA from Ricinus communis (castor bean), 915 nucleotides. RefSeq lists its product as uncharacterized. The transcript has 5 exons. NCBI's taxonomy places the organism in Eukaryota, Viridiplantae, Streptophyta, Magnoliopsida, Malpighiales, Euphorbiaceae. The record is from RefSeq and is a predicted model, not a curated record. The coding region runs from base 143 to 559 and encodes 138 amino acids.